GCAAGGCAGGGAUCCUCAGAAGAAGGACAUCCUCGCCCAGGUACGCGGCGCCAUCUCUCACCCAGCCUUCGCGCGGCCCAGCGGGGCCCCUGAGUGACCGCGGGCCGGGGGCCACCAGCGCAGCACGCCCCGGCCGGUAGAGGGAAUGACGUGCCAGGCCUUCGCCAGCGCCGACUCCUUCGCCGCCCUCGCCGCCGCCGACUCCUCCGCCCUGCCCCUCAUCAUGCACCACCCUGGCCCUGGCGAGUGCCUGCCCGUCUCCAACCACUCCGCCGGCGUGGUGCCCACAGUGCCCUCUGGCCUGUCCCUUGUCCAGUCCUCCAAGCGUUCCCACAUGCAUCUGUCCUCCUCGGCGCUCGGCAAUGCUUCUGCCGGGCUCCACUACUCUAUGCCGGCCUGUCACUACGGCAACCAGCAGACCACUUACGGCAUGAUGGCAGCGCAGGAAAUGCUAUCAGCCAGCAUCUCCCAGACCAGAAUUUUGCAGACGUGCAGUGUCCCUCACCCCAAUGUUGUGAAUGGAGCCAAUACUCUACAAGGCGGACUGGGCCCCUGCCUGUACAAGUUUCCGGAGCACACGCUGAGCUCCGGCUCCUGUGCCCUGGGCCACCCCUUCCCCCCUCUGCCCCAGGCCCUGCUGUCCGAGGAGCCCAGUCUGGGGGACUUCAAGCAGGAGCUGAGGAAGAAGAGCCGCCCCCCGGAGGAGCCCGUGGACAUGGACUCGCCCCAGAUCAGGGAGCUGGAAAAGUUCGCCAACGACUUCAAGCUCAGGAGGAUCAAGCUGGGCUACACCCAGACCAACGUGGGGGAGGCACUGGCCGCCGUGCACGGCUCGGAGUUCAGCCAGACCACCAUCUGCCGCUUCGAGAAUUUGCAGCUGAGCUUCAAGAACGCCUGCAAGCUCAAGUCCAUCCUGGCCAAGUGGCUGGAGGAGGCGGAGCAGGCUGGCGCCCUGUUUAAUGAGAAAAUCGGCAUGAACGAGAGGAAACGCAAGCGGAGAACCACCAUCAGCCUGGCUGCCAAGGAGGCCCUGGAGAGGAACUUCGGGGAGAAGAGCAAGCCGUCCUCCCAGGAGAUCGUGCGCAUGGCCGAGGGUCUGCACCUGGAGAAGGAGGUGGUCAGGGUCUGGUUCUGCAACCGAAGACAGAGGGAGAAGCGUGUGAAGACCAGCCUGCAUCACAGUGCCUUUCCCUCUCUUACCAAGGAGACUGCAAUCUGCAGAUAG
This is a messenger RNA of Lepisosteus oculatus (spotted gar), 1225 nucleotides long. RefSeq names its product POU class 1 homeobox 1 (gene pou1f1). Gene Ontology annotation, molecular function: RNA polymerase II cis-regulatory region sequence-specific DNA binding; DNA-binding transcription factor activity, RNA polymerase II-specific. The record is from RefSeq and is a predicted model, not a curated record. Gene Ontology annotation, biological process: regulation of transcription by RNA polymerase II. Lineage: Eukaryota; Metazoa; Chordata; Actinopteri; Semionotiformes; Lepisosteidae.